GCGGAUCUGUUGCAGAGGAAGAAAGCUGAGAAGUUCGGGGGCGUGAACCUAGGGGACGACGAGGCUGAUGGGUCUUAUAUGGGGAAGAGCAAGGCUCAUGGUAGCACUAAUGAGGGAAGCAGUGGUGAUGGCGGCUCUGUUGGACAUGUGGAUACCAAGGGUCACAAUGGAGGCCAUGCAGGUACUGAGACGCAAGGCAAGAACAAGGCUCGCGGUCACGGUCACGAUGUCGCCAAUGAUGCGGAACAACUGCAAAGGAAGAAGGCUGAAAAGUUUGGGGGCGUUAACCUAAGUCAAGAUGGGGCUGAUAUGUCUUCUGGACUGAAGAACAGUACUCGUGGUAGUACUGAUGGGGGUCCUGUAGGACAUGCACAUGGUACCAAGGGUCAGAACGAAGAGUCUGGUGCCUACAGCCGAGGCCAUGCGGACAUUGAGACGUACAGCAAGGGCAAUGGACAUGCAUCAGAGGGUAAGAAAAAUGACCACGGCCUUGAUCUUGCCAACGAUGCGGACCUGUUGCAGAGGAAGAAAGCAGAGAAGUUCGGGGGCGUUAAUCUCGGCGAUGAUUAGGCGUAUUCAUUGUCUUCUUUUCCUAAGGUAACUUGUUUAUUCUACAUAGCUGCCCGAUAUUAUGUAUGUGUGCCUAGUCG
Molecule: messenger RNA, 650 nt
Organism: Bipolaris maydis ATCC 48331
Lineage: Eukaryota; Fungi; Ascomycota; Dothideomycetes; Pleosporales; Pleosporaceae
Source: RefSeq, a predicted model, not a curated record